Phascolarctos cinereus (koala) is the source of this 2084-nucleotide messenger RNA. The record is from RefSeq and is a predicted model, not a curated record. NCBI's taxonomy places the organism in Eukaryota, Metazoa, Chordata, Mammalia, Diprotodontia, Phascolarctidae.
UCGGAGAGCGUGACUGCUGAGCCCCGACUACCUCCAGGAUGACAUGUACUAGAAGGGAACCUUUUGGCAUUCAGCUUCCUCGACCACUCUGCUGCUUGGUGAAGCCUUCAGAAGCCAGCCAGCUGCCUCCAAGUCCAGACUGUGGGCUCCUCUCCUAAAACUCUGUGAAAUCUGAGGCUCUUCAGAGCAACAAUCAGACAAAAGGACCUCACCAAGCAGAGAUGGCCCAAAGUUGGUGAAAACAGAUUUUUUUUUUAAAGAAGGGGGUCUACCUUGGCUUUGAGUGUUUGGCAUGGGUACAAUGUCUUAAAAAAGCAGAUGACUAGCUCAGCUACUGACCAUGUUGACCAUUCUCCAGAAUCAGACUGGACCACAGAAAAACAGCGAAUGGCUAUUUCUUACAGGCUUUUGGAACAAGACACAAUUCCGGAUUACCUUCUGCAGGGUUCUAAAAUGUCUGAUCGCUUACUCUCAUCUAAUGGGUCUGGACUGCCAACCGACUCAACACCAGGGGAGAAGAAACUGCGCUGGGCAGCUCUUCUGAUCUUCCUGGUGAUAAUCCCCACAAUUGGGGGCAACAUUCUCGUAAUCCUUGCUGUGUCCCUGGAGAAAAAGCUGCAGUAUGCUACCAACUACUUUCUGAUGUCCCUGGCAGUAGCCGAUCUGCUGGUUGGGCUGUUUGUGAUGCCGAUCGCCCUUCUUACUAUCAUGUUUGAGCCAGCGUGGCCGCUUCCACUCGUCCUCUGCCCUGCCUGGCUGUUUCUGGACGUGCUUUUUUCUACGGCAUCCAUCAUGCAUCUCUGUGCUAUUUCCGUGGACCGUUACAUAGCCAUCAAAAAGCCCAUCCAGGCCAGUCAAUACAACUCCCCAGCAACAGCCCUUAUCAAGAUAACAGUAGUCUGGCUCAUUUCAAUAGGCAUCGCCAUCCCGGUCCCAAUUAAAGGCAUAGAGGCUGGGGUGGGGGACCCCAACAACAUCACGUGCGCGCUAACAAAGGAACGCUUCAGUAGCUUCAUGCUCUUCGGCUCUCUGGCCUCCUUCUUCACGCCCCUCACUGUCAUGGUCGUCACCUACUUUCUCACGAUCCAAGCCCUGAGGAAGAAGGCCUAUUUGAUCAAAAACAAGCCACCACAGCGUUUCACGUGGUCCACUGUGUCCACGGUUUUCCAAAGGGAUGAAACACCUUGCUCAUCCCCUGAAAAGGUGGCCAUGCUGGAUUUUUCUCCCAAGAAUAAAACGGUGCCUAACGCAAGUGAUGAAAUGCUUAUCCGACGAAUGUCCAGCCUUGGAAAGAAGUCUGCUCAAACUAUCACCAGUGAACAGAGGGCCUCCAAGGUCCUGGGGAUUGUGUUUUUCCUCUUCUUGCUCAUGUGGUGUCCUUUCUUUAUUACAAACGUAACUCUAGCUUCAUGUGAUUCCUGUAGCCAAAGCACACUCCAGAAGCUUCUGGAGAUAUUUGUCUGGAUAGGCUAUGUUUCUUCAGGGGUGAAUCCUCUGGUCUACACACUCUUUAACAAGACCUUUCGGGACGCGUUUGGUCGCUACAUCACGUGCAACUGUCAAGGCACCAAGGCAGGGAAGCCCCUUCGGAAAUGCUCGAGUAAGAUGUCCUUUAGGAACUCCACAGCAGAGGACUCCAAGUUCUUUGUGAGACAAGGGGGGAGAAAUGGGAUUAACCCUGUCAUGUACCAGAACCCAAUGAGACUCUGUAGUUCUCCCACACAGUCCCCAUCCACCAUUCUCCUGGACAAACUACUUCUCACUGAAAAUGAAGUGGAUAAAACCGACGAGCAAGUCAGCUAUGUGUAGCAGAAGUCAUGUUACCUUCACCCCAAUAAUGCAACGAGUGGAACUGAGAGUAAGCACGUGGACUAUUCGGGGCCAUUACAAAACAUUACGGAUAAAAAGAACGGCAGAACAUAUGCUACUUCAUCUUCCUAAAGACGAAGACUAUCAGUAUUGUCUAGUUUUCCUCAAUUUGGCCAGACAAGUCCAUGAAAUGGCUAUUUUGCACAGAAAUAAAGAACAUCUAGCACUACACAGUAAUUAAGAUGCCAAAAGAUUCCAAUAAAGUUCAGUCAACU